This is a messenger RNA of Scophthalmus maximus (turbot), 2388 nucleotides long. Its product is annotated as alpha-1,3-mannosyl-glycoprotein 4-beta-N-acetylglucosaminyltransferase C. Bases 328 to 1737 code for a protein of 469 amino acids. Gene Ontology annotation, molecular function: acetylglucosaminyltransferase activity. The record is from RefSeq and is a predicted model, not a curated record. Lineage: Eukaryota; Metazoa; Chordata; Actinopteri; Pleuronectiformes; Scophthalmidae. The transcript is spliced from 5 exons. Gene Ontology annotation, biological process: protein N-linked glycosylation.
UCCUCACCGUAAUGGGGGCCAGCGACUCGGGUGGGCGUGGUCCGACGGUGACGACACACCUGGCUCACUUAAAGCCUCGGCCAGCCGCGCGCUUGUGCCCACUCACAUUCUCUCUCUCUAGCCCGGCAGCGCGCCGCCCGUGCGCACGAGCUGGAGGAUUUGGCAACGCGGUCCCCGUCCACGCGGCUCUGUCAACCGGCGAGUGUUUUAUCCGCUCGCCGCCGGAGUCCUCUUCAAGUCCCCCGCGCCUCAUAAGCAGAGAAGUCAGAGGAGUGUGGCGCCGCUGAGGGCGACGGCGGCCGCCGCUGCUGCUGGCGGAGCGAGGAAAUGCGACGUCAUUCGAGGAAGAAUGCUGUUUUGGCAAUCCUCCUACUGGCCGGAGGAUUGUACAUCAUGACCCACUCAAACUUCUUUGUUCCUGGCCCAACAAGGUCACGUGAACAUAUUCCAAAUGAAUUAUCUUGGCAGACGGAGCGGCUGGUUAACAAGGAGUCCUGGGUUGAGCAGGGAGAUUACUUGCCUCUCAACGUGUCCUAUCAGCUACAUGCUGGAGCACCAUCUAUGCAACAGAGGUUUUUAUCUGUUGGGAUCUCCUCAGUAAAGAGGAAGAAGGGCAGCUAUCUAAUUCCCACCUUGCAGUCCCUCUUCACCCAGUCGUCUCCCGAAGAGCGCUCCUCCAUGGUGGUGGUUGUGCUGCUGGCAGAUUUUGAUGACAGCUGGAGAGUCACCAUGGUGAGGGAGAUCAAAACUGCCUUUGCCUCAGAACUGGAGCAAGGCCAGCUGGUGGUCAUCCAUGUCCCCCAGGAAUGGUAUCCUCCUGUCAUAGGUCUCAAGAGGAACUACAAUGAUCCUCCAGAUCGGGUGUCGUUCCGCUCCAAGCAGAACUUGGAUUACUCCUUCCUGAUCCACUACAGUGCCAGUCUAGGCCAGUACUACCUCCAGCUGGAGGACGACGUCUCCUCUGCCAAAAACUUCCUCACCACCAUCAGGAGGCAUGUUGGUGAGCAAGAGGCAAAGAAGACUACCUGGGCAAUGCUGGAAUUCUCAGCCCUAGGCUACAUCGGGAAACUCUACAAAUCAGCCCACCUUCCUCUCCUGGCCCGCUUCCUCUUACUCUUCUACCAGGAAAUGCCUUGCGACUGGUUAAUGUCACACUUUCGAGAGCUGUUGACUCAGAAAGAGACAAUCCACUUUAAACCCUCGCUGUUCCAGCACAUGGGCACUUUCUCCUCGUUCCAGGGGACAUACAACAAGCUGAAGGACAAGGACUUUGAUGAGGGGUUCUACACCAACCCCGCAGCUGAGGUUUACUGUGAUAUACCCACCUACCAGAAACACUUCCCCAAACAGGCAUGGGAUGCAGGGGAGGGAUUCUUCUGGGGACGCUCCCCAGAAAAAGGAAAUUACAUGACUGUGGUGUUCAGCGAUCCUACAGUGGUGACAGGGAUAUUUGUAGAAACAGGGUCAGGGGGUAAAGACCUCCUUGAUUCAGCUCAGGUGGACAUUGGCCAUGAGGUGGUUACCACUGAGAAAGGGGAGAAGAGCUGUAAAGAUUUCCAGUCAGUGGGGAUGUUAGCGAACGGGAGGUUUGAGAUGGAGGAGGUGGAAAGAAAGUACAGCUCUGCCUCGUCCUGUCUGAGGAUACAAGUUACAGUGGGACAGAAGGACUGGGUGAUCAUCAGGAAAAUCCGGAUCACAACACAGCUGAGUGCACCUACAGGGCAGGCAGGGGUGUGACUGUUUUUGUCUGAUGCAUUUAUUUUAUCAGCUAGAUCUUGUAUGCAGACUGAUUUUGGUGCCUUGUCCAUCAAUUUCAUUGAUGAAACAACAACUCAGCGCUUAAUGGAACUGUAAAGCUUCUGUCAAUAUGAAGAAAAUGUUUGACCGAGCUCUGUGAUAUGUCUCUUCAACAUAAUGAAGAGAUAGAAGCAAUCAUAAUAGAUCAUAUUAACAGUGAGUAAGCAGUUUCAUGUUUUUAAAUACCUCUUAGACUUGCAUUUAUGAGAGGUGAAUAUUAUGCAUUGUCUAUUGUUUCUCAAUGUGGAGAGAAUAACUAGACAAGGACUUUCUUUGUUACAGGAGUCUGUGGUUUAUUUCUCAAGGUAUGAGUGACAGGGUGAGACCGUGAGCCUCAUGUAAGAACCGUUCUCACGAACAGAUUUGUUCCUAAGUGGUGUGUACUAGGGAUUUAGGAGAACUUGCUGCAUUCUCCAAUUUUCUCAUAUUUUGAGAUUUUUUUCAGGUACAAACAUAAUUUACGAGUGGUCCAGAACCGUCGUAGGAGUCACGUAAAUUAGUCUGCUGUUUUUCAAAUCAAGUUUUUCGCAAAUGGAUUGUAUAUUUCAUUACUUUAAAGCAAUUAUAAAUAAAUAUAUAUCUUACACAUCA